CACAGAACGCGGCCUUGGCAAUGUUAUUCUUGCGCGGUGGCCGCUGCGUCACUCGCGUACUAGGUGCUGUGUAAACUGUAGUGAAAUAUCUUUAGAUAUUGUGCAAAAAUUAUAUAACUCAAAUAGCUACAGUAAACUUCAUAAUACUAAAGCAUAUUUAAAUAUAUGUUAAGUGAAACAUCUACCCACACAACUCGUGACAGUUCGUGAUCGAUAAAACUCAUAACCUCUCGACAAUUUUGACAUGUAGAGAAAUUGAAAACAAGAGAAGUGAAUCGUUAAAUUAUUUUUUUAAAAGUGAUAUCUGUGUUGACUUUAUCCACCUGUGACCGGAAACAUGGCUAGACGCUUGUUAUGCCACAUGAUUUUGAACUCUAACACAACGACGUUAAAAUCGUCGUUGCCUAUACUCAGUAAAAACAUACAUAGUCAGGUACCAACGAAAGAAAUCCAGAUCCCAUUGAAGUUUGGACAUAUUGCGGGCAAACUAUGGGGCAACAGCAACGAGCGACCAAUACUGGCGUUACACGGAUGGCAGGACAAUGCAGGCACAUGGGACCCUCUGAUCCCCAUGAUCUUAAAAGACAGACCGAUAUUAGCCUUGGACUUUCCUGGACACGGAUUUUCAUCAUGGAUUCCUCCUGAUAUGCAGUACUACCAGUGGGAAUUGCCGAGAAUUAUUUUGUAUCUGAAAGAAUACUUCAAAAUGGAGAAAGUAUCAAUAUUGUCUCAUUCUAUGGGAGCGAUAGCAUCCAUGCGUUUCGCGUCCGUGUUCCCAGAUGACGUUGAUUUUUACAUUGCUAUAGACAGCCUUAUUUAUGACGACUACGAUUUAGAUGCAGUAGUCAGUAAAAUUUCUAAAACAAUGAAAAAAGCUUUAAUCUCACAGACACGGCUAAAUGAUGAGCCACCGACAUACACUUUAGAGGAAAUUACCAAAAUAUGGCAUUUGGGCACGAGGAAGUCUGUGGCUAUGGAAAGUGUUCAGCAUUUACUAAAAAGGGGUAUAAAAGCAUCGAAAGCCGAUCCCAAUAAGUAUUAUUUCUCCCGUGACUCAAGACUAAAGUAUACAUUGUUCAAUCCAGAGGAUAAAAAAUUCGUUGAAGCCCUGGUGAGGAGACUGAAAUGUCCAACAUUGUAUGUCAAAGCGAUAGACUCUCCGUAUUCUGCUGACGCAUAUUCUAUAGAAAUGCGCGAAAUUUUAGAACAAAAUAAUGAAAAUUAUGAAUUUCAUUUUGUACCGGGUACACACCACGUUCACUUAAACAAUCCCGAGUUAAUAGCUCCACUUAUUAAAAAUUUCAUUCAAAAUCAUAAUCUAACUCUUUAAGUUACGAGACAAGGAACAGUAUUUUGUUUGGAAAUUUACUCAAAUACGUUAUUUACUCCACAACAUUGUUUUAUUGUGUGAAUAUUGCACAAAAUAAUUUUAUAUGCAUUUUUUCAAGCAUUAAUAUAAUUUUUGAUGAAACAUUUUGAUGUUCAUGUUGCUAAGGAAUGUUGUAUCUGUACAAUCUAGUUACAAUUGAUAAAUAAUACAAAAUACACUAGUCAUAUUUGUUGUUACAUUUAAAAUAAAUACAAUAUAUAGAUAUGUUACAUAUAUAAAUUUAAUAUUCUUUACACAGGUAAACAUAUAAAAGUCAUAAUCAUAAAUUAUUCAUAAAAGCUACAAACAUCAUUUAUACUUUGAGUAAGAAUUAAUUUGAAGCUUCACUAGUACAUGAAAUGUCUAAACUGGAAUUACUAACACUGUCACAAAUAUGUGCACCUUUUCUUAGAGGCAAAACUUUCAGUAGUGCGUCUUGCCACGGCACUCCUUCGCAUACUCGUAGGACAAUCUCAAAAACUGAAACGAACAAAGAUAUUAUUUUAUAAUAUAUGUUGUUGCUGUUUAGGUUUAUAUUUUAUAAGGUAUAAGGCAAAUUAGUAUUUAUGGCCUACAUAAUAAGUUGUUAUUUACCAUGAUCAAUUGUCAGCACUUUUCUAGUUUUCAUAUUGAUGUAUUUAUCCAGUGGUAGCUGUCCAUGCCUAAUACCUUGCUCUACUGCUAUUUUAUGGCAGAGACCCUGAAAUAUGUUUAGUAAAUCAAUAUAAGAUAAAAAAGACACAUUUUAACCAAAUUGUAUGCCAGAACCACAAAUCAGAUCUCUAAGCAGAGACGCAAUGUAUUUUUGUUGUGUCUCAUAAUUUUUAGCCAUUGACAAGAGGUUACUAUAUGAGUUACUAUUAGAGAGUUAGUUACCAAUGCACCUCAUCAGACCUCAUUUACUAAGAUAGGCAUAGGUUUACUUAUAAUAUUACUUACUACUGUAAGGAGUCAUUAGUAAGCAUCACAUUAGUUAUACUUGUCAUAUGAAUUUGUGUCAAAGAAAAUAGUUACCAGGCUAACAAAUACCAAAUAGUAGCUAAUGAAAUUAACUUAUGUACAGAUAUUUAUUGCUGGUUGGCUAUGUUAUUAAUGUAAUUCUUUUUUUAAGAAAAAAGACAUACUUAGUAACAGUUUUGUAUCCUACAACUUCAUAGUAACAAUGAUUUAUUUAUUUAUUUUCAUAACAAAGACUUAUAUGUCCUGCCUAAAACUUUAAUGUUAGAUUUAAGUGUAUAGUACUUAAUUGGGAUAUAUACCUUAUGUUUAUUGUGAUCUACAAGGCCUCCAAUAAUGUAAGCUGUGUUCUCCUCAAAUUCUUCAAUUACAUUGUCAGAUUCACUUGUUAAAUACACUAUUUUGUCCUUUGGGAACACUUCAAGGUAUGACACUUCAUGGAAGUCUAUCUGAAAAAUAUUUAAUAACAUAAUUAUUUAUUAUAAGAAAAAACAAAUGAUAUUAAGUAUUUAUUUGGACCAUUACAAGAUAAUUGUAUGUUUUUAUGAUAUUAUAAUUUAUUAAUAAAGGGUUAAUAUUUAAAAUAAA
This is a messenger RNA of Spodoptera frugiperda (fall armyworm), 2914 nucleotides long. RefSeq names its product probable serine hydrolase. The transcript has 3 exons. NCBI's taxonomy places the organism in Eukaryota, Metazoa, Arthropoda, Insecta, Lepidoptera, Noctuidae. Bases 338 to 1330 code for a protein of 330 amino acids. The record is from RefSeq and is a predicted model, not a curated record.